AAGUUUAAACUUUACUCUUACAGGACGUGAACAUCGAAGAGUUAUAAAAAUGAAUUUUAUUUCUGACAUUUUUUUGUGCUUCUUUAAUUUGGCUCUUUUUACAUCAGUAUCUUCAACACCUACGAUUCGAGAAAAAUUUGUCGAAGCUAGUAUCGAAGCUAGUGAAGAAGGUUGCUUUUUUGGUGGAAUCUUUAUCGCAAAAAACUCGGGUGCUUCAAUUGAUUGUCCUCACAAUUUAAAUCGUGUUCCUGAGCAUUGUGAACUAGUUUACACCCCAGGUCAAUGUUGCCCCAUAGUUGAUUGCGAUUGUCAUGAAGAUGGUAUGACUUACAAAGAUGGCGAAAGAAUGCCAAUUAUUGAGCCAUGUAGUGUUUGUUUUUGUGAGAGCAGACAAAAGGUUUGUUCCCCAGGUGGAAUUCCAGGUGAAGAUUGCUAAAACGAAUUAAAUAUUUUCAUAAUUUUGAUCGCAAUAAAAUUGAAAGGAAUCUUCACUGAAAUUUUAAAUAAAUUUUAUUUUUUUCUUGCCUACCAAUCAAAUUAAAAGUAGAACAUUUCAUAUUUUCAUAUCUUCA
Messenger RNA from Clunio marinus, 572 nucleotides. Lineage: Eukaryota; Metazoa; Arthropoda; Insecta; Diptera; Chironomidae. The record is from the annotation of a GenBank genome assembly.